Balaenoptera musculus (blue whale) is the source of this 1827-nucleotide messenger RNA. RefSeq names its product MGAT4 family member D (gene MGAT4D). Bases 19 to 1143 code for a protein of 374 amino acids. Gene Ontology annotation, molecular function: acetylglucosaminyltransferase activity. The transcript has 11 exons. NCBI's taxonomy places the organism in Eukaryota, Metazoa, Chordata, Mammalia, Artiodactyla, Balaenopteridae. Gene Ontology annotation, cellular component: Golgi stack; endoplasmic reticulum; endoplasmic reticulum-Golgi intermediate compartment. The record is from RefSeq and is a predicted model, not a curated record. Gene Ontology annotation, biological process: protein N-linked glycosylation.
GCCCGUCGAGUCAGCUCCAUGAGGACCAGGCAUGUGAACUUGCUGGUCGCGCUCGUCGCCGUCUUGCUCUUCAGUUUCUCCUGCUUCUGCAUCUCGAGGAUGACUCACACCGGUAAUCAAUUAACUAAUUGUAGAAACCAAAUUUCGGAGUUUAAGGAAACUAUACUACGUUUAAAAAACAAAACGGAAAUAAAUCGCCAAGAGCUGAUUAAAGCCUUCAAUCAAAUGAAGUAUAAACUUGCAGAGAGAGAAGAUGCAUUGCUAAACUCAGUUAAGAAGAAAGUGAAUGCAUUGAAUAAGAAUGAAACAGUAUCUAAUGCAUUUGAAGUCUUAAGGUUCUUUUUCCCCCAUCUAAGGAAAGUAGACAGAAUUUAUCCUGAUGUAAUCAUUGGCAAAGAGAAAACAGGCGUUUCUUUUGCACUGGGUAUCUCCACUGUUAACGGAGGGAAUCAUAGUUACCUGAAGCGAACGCUGACCUCUGUCAUCUCCAGGAUGACUCUUUCAGAAGAGAAGGACUCUGUCGUGAUUGUCUCUGUUGCAGAUAGUAACGAAGAUUAUUUAAAAUCUGUGGUUGACAUGAUUACAAAAAAAUUCAAAAGGCAACUGAUGUCUGGGUCCUUAGAAGUCAUUUCAAUACCUGCUUAUUUUUAUCCAAACAUAUCACAUGCCAAGCAAUCAACUGAUGACUCAGAAAAAUUAGAGAGUUGGCGAAUCAAACAAGUAUUAGAUUUUUGUUUUUUGAUGCUGUAUGCCCAACCCAAAGCUAUGUAUUACUUACAGCUAGAAGAUGAUAUCUUAGCUAACAAGAUGUACCUUACAAAAAUCACAGAUUUUAUACAUAACAUCACUUCAAAUAAUUGGUUUUAUAUUGAGUUUUCCGUACUUGGAUUUAUAGGGAAGCUAUUUAAAUCUGAGGACUUAAUUGACUUCGUACAUUUCUUUUUAAUGUUCUACAAAGAUAAACCCAUAGACUUGCUCUUGGGGGACAUUUUUCAGGUAAAGAUGUGUAACCCAGGAGAAACUCUUGAGAAAUGUACAGAACGAAAUAAGCAUAUUCGCAUUCGAUAUAAACCUUCUCUUUUCCAGCAUGUGGGUAUACAGUCAUCAUUCCCUGGAAGAGAACAAUAUUUCAAAGAAAUAUGAAGAAAUAAAGCAUAACAAUAGAAGAAAACCUUGGAAAGAAAACCUCUGUAAACCUUGGAACCUUAAAUCACCAUGAUUUCUAAUGGCAUCUUUCAGAAAUUGUAAUAAUAAAAACACAGUUAUAUAGACGAGGAGAAAACAGUGAACAAACUAGUAAACUUGAAAGUAUUAAACUACCUCUUAUGUCAAGGAAAAUUAGAACAUUUAUUUAUGAUGCUUGUACUUUUACUAUUACAAUUUAUUAUAAAAGUAAAGACAGGGAAGUUUUUAAAAAUUAAGAACUGUAUUUUGUUGACUUAGUGAUGUUAUCAAAUUCUCUCAAUAAAUAGCUAAAAGUUCAGAAACUUGCUAUUGUCAUGGACAGGUUCUGUGUGAACUGGUAUAUAUGCUCUUAUUCAUUUUGUUAAGACAUCUAAAGUAGAAGGCACAAGUUUAAGCAACUCUGGGGGUGGCAGUGCCGCAGUAUCUUCUUGUCUUUUUAAUAUAUGCAUUUAAAACUCUAAACUUACUCGUAAGUGCCAUUUGAGCUGAUUACCAAACCUCUUGAUGUGUAUAUAUUCUGAUAGUCAUUCGGUUCUAAAGAUUUCAUAUUUUCUCUUAGUAUUGCCUUCUUAACUCUUGGGUUAUUUGGGAGUAUGUAUUUUUUUGAUAUAUUGGUUUUGCUAUCUUUUAUUGUUGAUUUAU